UGAUGCGCUUCGGGAUAAUUUGAGAGACCCUUCAUCCCUCAGCUUUACCUCACUGUCUACGUCACGUGGUGCGCCUCUGACGGGGCGGUGGGCGUGUCCUAAACGGUGGGGUUUCAUUCAUAAAUACUUAUAGCUUUAAAAAGACCACAUUAAAGUGCUCACAGGAGUGUUUUGUGUUGCUGCCUUCGCCCCUCCGCCUCCCGUAUGGACCAGGCUGGUCGAGUAGCCAUGCAGCACUUUUGUCCUCUUGCUCCGGGGCCAGUGGGCCACCCCUGAGGGGGAAGCACUGAUUCUCUGGCUCGGUGGACUGAGGAUGCAGCAACGGAGCUGAGGAGGAGAGUCCUGACACACACACACACACGCACACACACAAAUCCAGAGCUGCUGCUGCUGCUGCGCACUGCCCUCCAUCAGGGUAAGAUCACUGGGCUGGCAGAAAGCAGGAUGUGGUGCAGCAGUAUACUGCAAAGGAAAGCGUUUCGGUCCCGGUCUGAUGUGUUUUCCAGAAACAGUUUUCCUGCUCACUUGGUAUAGCUGCGUAUGGACAUCAGCUGGCUGGCAGCGGGGGGAACUAGGUAACAGAUUAAAGAUUGUGUUACUGAAGUUGAGCGCUGCAGUGAUUGGCUGGCAAGCACGAGGAGCUGAAUGCUGCUGGCAUGUUGCUUUUUCCUCGCUGGGGGGGACUCUCUAAUUGGCUUGGACCAUGAGCAAUGAGUCUACCGUCUGGAACAUCCUACCAGAAAACUCCACAGAGAUCCCAUUUGAAGCGGAGGAGCAGCAAGAUGGCUACGUGCUCCUCCUGGUGAUCCUCUCGAUCUUUCUGGUAGGAACACUGGUCAGCGUCUCUGUCUUCCUGGUCGUUUGCCGUCGCUGCUGUCGAGGAGGGCAGUUCUGUGCAAGGGCCAACGAUGACCCCGAGAAAACUGCCCCUUUCAUGGGGGAGUCUCAUCCCACCAAUGAAAUCACUAUCAGGGUGGAUGAAUCAGACUGCCUGUCCAUGGCCAGCUCUCACAACCAAGAGACAGAGCGCUUCCUGUCCACCGGCCCCACAGGCCGCCGUGUCUCCUUCAAUGAAGCUGCUCUCUUUGAUCAUGGCAAGAAAACCCAGGAGAAGGGCCGCAGGUACACUCUGACCGAAGGCGACUUCCACCACCUGAAGAACGCACGGCUCACGAACCUCAACAUCCCCCCGCCGGCGCUCAAAAUAGUCACGAUUCACGAGUGUGACUCGGCAGAAAACACCAUCACUGCAACGACGCGGCCUGUUGCUAAAUCAGCACUUUCCAUAUUCCAGCCGAUGCUUUGCCCCCUGCCUCAAACGCCGCUGAUCAGCUUAAGUGUGAAUCCCAGCUGCGCCCUCCCUGGGGAUGCCCUCAAUUCUGUGGUUGACACCAGCUUCUGUGACAAUUCUGCGACUCUUGGCGCCAAGGAGUCAAGCUCCAGCUCUAUUGAGAUGAUUCGAGCGAGGCCACGGGACAGAGGCAGCAGUGUCAGCGUCGGAGAGGCAGCGCCGGCGAUGGGAAACAGUGGCAUGGGCCCCGCCGGCGGCAUGGCAGGAAGUCCGAGGCCUGUCUUGCAGUUCUUAACUAAACUGCGGCGCCAUGCCAGUCUGGAGGGGGCCAGUCCCUACUUCAAAAUAAAAAAGUGGAAGCUGGACAGCAGCCAACGAGCAUCCAGCCUCGACACAAGAGGCUCUCCGAAGCGGAGGCAGUUCCAGCGCCAGCGAGCCGCCAGUGAGAGCAUGGACCAGGACGACAAUGACCAUCACCACAUAGACCUCAUCCAGUACAUCGCUCGCACCCAGGACGUCCCCUACUAUCAGAGCCAGCCCACCACCCGCCUCCUGUCACCCCCAUCCACACCACCCCCCUCCCUCGGCAGGGUAGAGGUAGAGGUGGUGGUGGAGCCCAGCUGCAGCCAUGGCGGGCCAGAGGUGAUUGGCUUGUCCCCUGAUCCCCAAGAAGAGACCCUCUCUUUGGGGAGGAGGGAAGGUGGCUAUUCCUCGGACUCCUUUCAACCCCCGGAUCCACAGUCAUUGUACAGAGACAUCUGGACGCUGCGUGCAUCACUUGAGAAGUAUGCUGCUUCUGAACAGAGCAGCAACAACGACAGGAGCUCAGUUUGCAGUGAUGCUGACAGUGUUUGUUCGCUGGGUGGACACACUGAUGCUGAUAGAGGAGGACCUCCUAGUUACCCGUCCCAGGACUUGGGGGACGAGGUAGACGGUGGAGAGGAAGACAAGGACUUCUUUGCAUAUACGGACGAGAAGUUGGGAAUACUAGAGGCAAGAAAGAGAAAACAUGGUAGCACAGAAUCAGAGCGUGGGGGUAGUGAUGUAGAACCAGGUACUCGUAAACUGUUGCAGAUGGACAGUGGCUAUGCGUCAAUAGAGGCUCCAUCUCGAGGUCCAGAGGACCUGAGAUUGUUUAGCAGCAGCAGCAUCACUGGCAGCCCUAAAGACCAAACAGCCCACGAAAAAAGACAUCAUUUCACCAAUGCAGGGCGGAAGGGCACUAUAGGCGAUAGUUUUGAGUCUGAUUUGUUUGAGGAGGAGCCUGAGGAGGAGGUGUCGCUGGGUGCCAGCGGAGGAGUUUCCAUCGAAAUAGGUGCUAGUGCUUUAAGCUGGCUGCCAUAUGGUCAAAUGCUCACCCCUCGAGAGGCUGUGCAACCUCCAACUCAGCCGAUGACCCUUCACCGGCGCGACUACAGCAUAGAUGAGAAAACAGACGCGCUCUUCCACGAGUUCCUCCGCCAUGACCCCCAGUUUGACCUGCAGGAGUCGCCAAGAAAACAUCGUUCCCGAAUUCACCUUCGUAAACAGUGGCAGCGGCACAAGCAGUGGAGCGACCCUGGAGUCAGACACUUUCAGUCCUCCUUUGAGAGACACCGGAUCCCUCUGCGGAGGGGGGAAAGCGUGAACUACCCCUUGGACACAAGCUACCACACUACAUUGCCCCGCAUAGUCAGUGCACCUGACGAGGAGACCAGCGAUGGUACUGGCAGCACUCCUGACACCCCGAAGGUUGAGCCAACUGAGUCAGAAGGAAAGGACAAGAAACUCACUGUCACAGACUCAGAGGAUCACACAACUUCCUCUCUUCCACCUCUUCAACCCUUCUUAUCUGAAAAAGACAGAGGGCUGACUGAGCAACUUGACACUCAGGAGGAAAGCAAACAAUGCGGGCACCCUUCUGAACCCCCGGAGGAGUGCUCACCCUCUCACCCGCCUGACUCGUUGGGUUAUGGUCCUCAAACUAUCACAGCAGAGCUCAUGGACAAACUGACAGCUAACCUGGAUGACAGACUGUACACGGCCCUUCGCCGGACCAAGGACACAGCUGCAGAGGGUGCAACAGUGACGGCCACACACGCCUCCCCGGACCACAGCCCAGUGUAGCAGGGCUCCAGUCAUUCGCUUUGUCAGCCUCACUUUUCCUAAUACAAAAUGUUCAUUGAUUUCAGUUUGCCGUCAAUGAGUCCUUGGCUGGUGCAUGGCUGGACUGGUGAAAUUUCAGAGCCAGGAAUAAAUCCCGCAAAUUAUGCUUUGAACCAGUCCACGGCUGAAACCUACAAACCAUGAGGUCUAAAAGAAAUAUGCCCAUUGCUAGCAUUUUGAAACUGUUUAAUGUUAAGAUUUUUGGGGUUUUUAAAUGAAGAUGAUUAAUUACGGGACUCAAUAGAUUAGCAGAGUAACAUGUCAAAACGUCACACUUUACGGGUGUCUGCGUUGUAUUUAGCCAUUUCUGUCUGGAUUCAGUUUGUGUCAGCUAUGAUGUCUUUCCAGUAAGAAUACCUGAAGGUGAGGGCAGGCACAGCCUCUGCUCACUGAUCCACUGUGAAACCAGGUGCUAUUAGACAAGUGGAAAGCUCUCAAACUGGGUACAACAGUUCCUCGCCAGUCAUAGUUAAUUAAACUAAAUGAUUGAUUAAAAUUUUAAUUAACCUGUCAAAACCCAAUCAGGCAAAUUAAUCUCCAUGCUGGUUAAUUCUAGGUCACUUUAAACCUUCUAGGAAAAAGCAUGAAAGAAGUUCAAACAGGUUGUUCAGGAAAAAAAAAUCAAGAAGAAUCGUAAAGCUUACAACCUUCUCCAAGGUAAGGCGAAUGUAGAAUGUAUUCUUUUUGAAGGGAAGCGGUUUUUAUUUCCCUUUGCUGAGCCCAUUCCUCAACUUUGUUGCUGAUUGCUUGUUUACUUUUUGUUUUAUUUAACGGGUGCGCAUACAUUUUAGGACACCUGGAUAACUCAAAGGACAAUUCAGAAGCUGUCAAGGCGUGUAUGUAAGACCUCAAUAAGCUUUUAGCACUUCAAGCAUCGUUGAUAUGACGUGUCUCUGUUGUGGCAGGAAAAGUAGACCGUUUUGUUUACAGAUUUACAGCCAUCUUUUAGACACGUACAUAAAAGCUACUGAACUUGACGGGUAUUUAUGGUGACUGACCUUUUCAAAUCAACGCCAUGCUUUCAAAAUGUCAUUUACCUUUGAGCACACACCCACCGAUCAUAACCUUAUGACCACUGGCAGGUAAUGCGAACAACUCUUGCUUAAACUUCCAGGCCUGGGAUUUAGACACCUUUUCAUCCUCUGUUUGUAUUUUGUGAAAGGAUCAAGGUGGUGAGGGGAGUUUUCGUCAGCCGACCGCUUGUACUCCCCCGACUCACCAAGUUAGGUAGGCACAGUUCCAUGUUAGCUGACUUCUUAAAGAGUGAGCGGCUAUAAGCAAUUCAAGCUGGUAUCUGUGGCCAGCUGGUUGGUGGAUGUUAGCCAGAAAACACACUGAAACCACCUCUGUGCAGUUUGACCCAUGUCGUUUCUAGCCAUUAACACGCAGGACAAAGUUGCUUUGAAGUGUGGCGAGACAGAACAAAUCACUAGGCUCAGCUGAGUAUAGUCUUUUCAAACCGCACACCAGAGAUGUGUUAGCCCCUUUUGAAAUCUCUGAGAUGUUAUGUUGACCCUGCAGACCUUGUUUAGGUUUUUUUCUUAAUGGCCCAAGAAAGCUGAGAGAGCGGCUGGUUAAUGUGUGUUUUUGCCAGAACAGCUUUUUAAGGGCAGUUUAUUAUUAUCUGUUCAUCAUAACACCUGAAGGUGAACCAUUAAACAGUAAGUGGAGAUUUUGUCCUAGAAGUUGGUGUUUUAGAAGGAGUUUGGCCAGUGAUGCAUAGGCAUGUCUUGGCGAUGAGGUCAAAGCAUCUCCAAAACUGCAGCUCUUGUGAAUCAGUCUUUGCCUGUAUAGGUCAGUAUCUAUCCGAUGUGGCCUAAGGAGGUGAACUGGCCACAGGGAAGUGUCUCAUUAAGGCGGGUUGGGAGAAAAGGCUCACCUGUGCGGCCCAACCCAACACGCAAGCUACUGUUACCAAAACGUUUGAACAUUUUAAUGCUUGUGCAGAGAGAAAUCGGUGAGGAUACACCGUGCACUGAAGUUUGCCUCGUUCGAGGUGCCCAUGCUGACCCCAACACCAAAACCGCCAACAAUGGCUCAUUCAUGUGGAUUUUGCUUUGAGAUCUACCACCCACACACCAUUGCUGUGCACCAUGAGAAAAGAGAGAAAGCAAUACAGUAUGUUAUUAAUCCCGAGCAUCUUUGUCAGCUUGAUCAUAAACUGGUGAUGCCCAUUACAUUUUCCUCAGAUGGGCUGUAGAGAUCCCCGUCUCUCCGAUGUGGGGCAGGGAGGAGCAUGGCAGAAGACGGGGAUGAAUAUCUAUCAUGAGAGGAGGGGGGGAAGUCCUCCAUGCCUCAGUCUUUGAGGGUGUUGCCUUGCAGUAAAUGCAGGAGGCUCCUUUCUCUAUUUGUUUGGGUGGAUGAUAAUAGCUCUGUCCUGUCUGCCCAGAUUAGCUCUCCCCCUUCUGCAUGAAAAGGGUCGUGUGCCAAAGUAGGCAAGAGUAGACUUCCUCGCCUGAAUGAGAUGAAAGGAGGUGCAUGGAAAUAAGAGAGCGGAGGGCCUUAUGAUUGUUGCUCUCUCCUUUCAUGCACGUCACAGGCAUAUUGAACCAUCAUCUCCCAAAUAUGUUAUAUCAUGAGCAAGAAGGUAAUACGAUAACACGUACACCAGUAGUGUAAAAGGUUUCCUAUGAGAGAGGAAGACCGCUGUUUUUCCUGCACUUCAAAAGCCUAAAACAUCUCUGGUCUGAGUCAAUGGGAAAAUACAGUUUAGAAACAACAAAGAAAAUGGCUGUAUUGAUUAGGUGAAACAGUGCAGAUGUAAAAAAAAAACAUUACAGUUUGCUGUGUAUUCAAGCACAAUAUUGCAAGAGCUAGACUAAAUCAAUGUUCUUCAUUAGAUUUAGACUGAUACUGUAAAAGUGAAGUAAAUGUUGUUUGUAUACAAUCAGUAGCCUGUCAAACGCAUUGGUGCCAUAGCCACAUGUAGGACUGCAUGAGCGUUACCAUUUAACAACAGAAUCUCUAUUGUUUCUCAGACUUACGGUACAAAGCAAUCAAGUCCAUCAUUUAUAAUCAUUGUUGAAGGCAGAGACGUUUUAGCAUUUUAUGGGAACCACUUUUUAGAAUCAAAUGAUGUAACCCAUUAGAUUUUGUGAAAUUUAUCUCUUAAAAAAGUAAACCUGUAUUAUUUGCUUGUUUGUAAACUGAAUUUCUUUAGGGGAAGAAACAUGACAAGCUGCCAUAGAAAACUUGCUUCUGUUAAGUUGUAUCUGUUUGAGCUUGAGGGACCAAAUUGUUUAUUAAAGUGUUAUUUUAGGCUUGUUUUACAAUCUGUGAAUAAAUGAAUGAACCAAAGCUGA
Fundulus heteroclitus (mummichog) is the source of this 6738-nucleotide messenger RNA. RefSeq names its product CACN subunit beta associated regulatory protein b (gene cbarpb). Gene Ontology annotation, molecular function: transmembrane transporter binding. Bases 704 to 3397 code for a protein of 897 amino acids. Gene Ontology annotation, cellular component: secretory granule; plasma membrane. The transcript is spliced from 11 exons. The record is from RefSeq and is a predicted model, not a curated record. Gene Ontology annotation, biological process: negative regulation of voltage-gated calcium channel activity; negative regulation of calcium ion-dependent exocytosis. Lineage: Eukaryota; Metazoa; Chordata; Actinopteri; Cyprinodontiformes; Fundulidae.